Molecule: messenger RNA, 1254 nt
Organism: Rhinocladiella mackenziei CBS 650.93
Lineage: Eukaryota; Fungi; Ascomycota; Eurotiomycetes; Chaetothyriales; Herpotrichiellaceae
Exons: 3
Coding region: 1-1254 (417 amino acids)
Molecular function (GO): hydrolase activity, acting on carbon-nitrogen (but not peptide) bonds
Source: RefSeq, a predicted model, not a curated record
AUGACUACUUUUGUUAUAAAAGAUGUCCGUCUUUUUGAUGGGGAGAACGUGCUUGAUAAUACAAGCGUGCUUGUUGAAGAUGGUGUGAUCAAGCAAGUUGGGCACGAGGUGGAAAAGGCUGACAUUCCGACCAUUUCGAAGCCGGGGCACACUUUACUUCCGGGAUUGAUUGAUGCCCACUGUCAUCCAUAUCGGGAGUCCAGGCUGUCGGAACAAGCAUUUCGUUUUGGCAUCACGACUUUGAUGGACAUGCACAACUUGCAUGAAAACGCGGUUUUGCAGAAGAAGUGGGCGAAAGAGAGAAUGGAUUUUCCGGAUGUCAAGAGCUGUCACUUCGCCGCCACAAUUGACGGAGGUUGGCCUGCAUGGGUGGAAAAGCAGCUGAAGAACAACGAGUUUUCUACCUACGAUGAUUGGCCCAAUGUGGCUCGAGAAGAAGACGCUGAACCAUUUAUUGAACGGGCCAUGGCAGACGGUUCGGAUUACAUCAAACUGAUGCAUGAAGCCGGCAGGGCCAUAGGAAUCGAGGCGGGCCUAAUCAAUCAGCCGAAAGAAGCUGUGCAAGCAGCGGUGGUCCGAGCCGCUCACAAGCGAAAUUUAAAAGUCGUCGCGCAUGCAUUGUCGCGCAAAGACACUCUGGAAGUUUUGAGAGCCGGUGUAGAUGGUUUGGCGCACACAUUCUUCGAUGAGCCCAUCACCACCGAGGUCAUUGACUUGUACAGGCGCAAUAAUGCCUGGGUCAACCCUACCCUGAUUGCUGCUGGAUCUCUGACCUGCGAGUCGAAGGAAAUUGUCAAACUGUUUUCAGAGGACGAGAGAAUCAAAAGCAGAGUCUCGACAGGAGACGUCCAGCUGAUGCAUCAUUGCUUGCAUAUGAAAUCACCCGGCGCCAAAUGGGAAUAUGCAAUUGACGGCGUCCGUCAAUUGAAGGCUGCCGGCAUUGACAUUAUCUGUGGCUCAGAUGCAGCGGCGGGCGCCCCAGGUCUGGUCUUUGGUGCUAACCUGCAUAUUGAAAUGUAUUUCCUGGUUCACAAGGCAGGUCUAUCACCGAUAGAAGUGUUGAGAGCCACCACAAGCCUGACAGCCGACCGUUUUGGAUGGGCAGACAGAGGAAGGAUAGCAGCGGGACUAAAGGCAGAUUUGCUCCUUGUAGAAGGAAAUCCUUUGAGCGAUAUUACUGACCUGCUCAACAUAAGAGGGAUCUGGAGGAACGGGGUAAAGUUCAAAGGCCACCCAGGGUUUCCGCAAGAGUGA